Messenger RNA from Pocillopora meandrina, 2980 nucleotides. The record is from the annotation of a GenBank genome assembly. NCBI's taxonomy places the organism in Eukaryota, Metazoa, Cnidaria, Anthozoa, Scleractinia, Pocilloporidae.
AGUGGGAGACAAAGCUGGAGAAGGACAGGCUUAUGGAAAUCUUGGCAAUGCCUAUCGUAGCUUAGGCGAUUUUCAUAAGGCUAUCAGUUACCACGAGCGUCAUCUACAAAUUGCAAAAAGAAGUGGGAGACAAAGCUGGAGAAGGAGGGGCUUAUGGAAAUCUUGGCAAUGCCUAUGAUAGCUUAAGCGAUUUUCAUAAGGCUAUCAGUUACCACGAGCGUCAUCUACAAAUUGCAAAAGAAGUGGGAGACAAAGCUGGAGAAGGACGGGCUUAUGGAAAUCUUGGCAAUGCCUAUCAUAGCUUAGGCGAUUUUCAUAAGGCUAUCAGUUACCACGAGCGUCAUCUACAAAUUGCAAAAGAAGUGGGAGACAAAGCUGGAGAAGGACUGGCUUAUGGAAAUCUUGGCAAUGCCUAUCGGCAGUUAGGCGAUUUUCAUAAGGCUAUCAGUUACCACGAGUGUCAUCUACAAAUUGCAAAAGAAGUGGGAGACAAAGCUGGAGAAGGACGGGCUUAUGGAAAUCUUGGCAAUGCCUAUCAUAGCUUAGGCGAUUUUCAUAAGGCUAUCAGUUACCACGAGCGUCAUCUACAAAUUGAAAAAGAAGUGGGAGACAAAGCUGGAGAAGGACGGGCUUAUGGAAAUCUUGGCAAUGCCUAUCAUAGCUUAGGCGAUUUUCAUAAGGCUAUCGGUUACCACGAGCGUCGUCUACAAAUUGCAAAAGAAGUGGGAGACAAAGCUGGAGAAGGAGGGGCUUAUGGAAAUCUUGGCAAUGCCUAUCAUAGCUUAGGCGAUUUUCAUAAGGCUAUCGGUUACCACGAGCGUCGUCUACAAAUUGCAAAAAGAAGUGGGAGACAAAGCUGGAGAAGGAGGGGCUUAUGGAAAUCUUGGCAAUGCCUAUCGGCAGUUAGGCGAUUUUCAUAAGGCUAUUACCACGAGCGUCAUUACCAAACGAGCGUGAUCUACAAAAAUGCAAAAUUUUCAAAGGCUAUCAGUUACCACGAGCGUCGUCUACAAAUUGGGAGACAAAGCUGGAGAAGGACGGGCUUAUGGAAAUCUUGGCAAUGCCUAUCGGCAGUUAGGCGAUUUUCAUAAGGCUAUCAGUUACCACGAGCGUCGUCUACAAAUUGCAAAAGAAGUGGGAGACAAAGCUGGGGAAGGACGGGCUUAUGGAAAUCUUGGCAAUGCCUAUCGGAUGUUAGGCGAUUUUCAUAAGGCUAUCAGUUACCACGAGCGUCGUCUACAAAUUGCAAAAGAAGUGGGAGACAAAGCUGGAGAAGGACGGGCUUAUGGAAAUCUUGGCAAUGCCUAUCAGAUGUUAGGCGAUUUUCAUAAGGCUAUCAGUUACCACGAGCGUCAUCUACAAAAAGCAAAAGAAGUGGGGGAUAAAGCUGGAGAGAGACGGGCUUAUGGAAGUCUUGGUAAUGCCUUUCAUAGCUUAGGCAACUUUCGUAAGGCAAUCGAGUACCGUGAGCGUCAUCUACAAAUUGCAAAAGAAGUGGGGGACAAGCCUGGAGAAGGAGAGUCAUACGGUAAUCUUAUCUUAUACUCUUAAUCAAUGCAUAUCCGAGUUUUCGCGAUUUUCAUGACUCCAGCCUAAAAAUUGUCCUGGCAAAAUCAAAGGAUAAAAGUUUGCUUGAGUGUUACAUCUACAUUAUAAAUUUCAAAGUUGAAAAAUUCUCUUACCGCUCGACCUAGUCUGCCAAAGGAUUCCACCUCCAAUUUCUAGGAUUUUUCAAAGCCAUUUUAAAAUUUUAGAAUCCCAGAGUUUUGCGACAAAAGAGAAUUUUUGCCUCUGUAGUAAACUGAUUUCAGUUCAGCUACACGCUGUUCGUAGCUUUUGCGAUAAUUAAUCGACAAGUUUAUCACGGUCUUGCUUAUUUAAUUAAUUUUGUCCAGAUUUUACUUGAGACAAAUUUGUCGGCGAUGUGUUUUACGAUUUGUCGGCUUAGGCCAAAAUUUGUCAAAAUUUAGUGAUGACGAAAAAAUUCUGCGGGUAUCACCUCCCAAAGUGUGGAACAUUCAAUUGUAAAGCAUCCAAAUUCAGAAUCAUCGUCAUGCAGCCCUGUUGCAGCUCCUAGGAAGAAGAUUCACCAAUCUACAGGUAGUACCGAGAUUGAAAAUGUCGCGAUGGAUUUUCCUUUUUAAUUGUAUUUUUUUCAAGUUUGCAUGUUGUUGUCACGCGUUUAUGUAUGGUAAAAUUUGUUUAUGCAGAAAGACUGGCAUUAUAUUUCUUAGACAUCCUCUUUACCCACUUAUAUAAGAGAAUAAAAAAUAAUGAAUUAAAAGUGGAAUCUAUCAUUAAUCCAACACGUGUAUCUUGAACAACAUUAACCUAUUCCAGCAUUAACGGCUGGAGACUAUAGCUAAGAGACGUUAAUGACCUCCAUUUUCAAGAUGCUUGUCGGGCCAUACGCGAAAUAAGAGGUCAGAAAUAGAUAAAGAGUCUGGAAAACUUCCUAAGCGUUUUUAUUUUUUUUAUGUAUGGGUUGGGAAAAAAAAACGCUGCAAAUGUAUCCUCGCUCAAGCUUGACAAUCUUUAGGGCAGACGAUUCGGUAUUGAAUGAUACCAAAAGGUGAGAAGUCGCCUUUCGCCACAACUGUUCGCUAUUCGCCAAAGCCUUGAAGCAUCCCUUUUCUAGUUUUUUAUUCUCCUUCCGUUGUUAUCCUCAGGUAUCUAUUUGGUUAAAGAUGGUGAACCAUCAGAUGAGGAGUUGGAAUGCCUGUCCAGCGAACUUGCAGGAAAAUGGAAGACAUUAGGAAGACGCCUGGGAUUCAAUGAAGCUGCAAUAGAUGACUUUGAUCAAGCCAAUAAGGAGCUGGCAGAGAAGGCUUAUAAAAUGUUAAUGGCUUGGAAACAAAAAGGAGGCUGCGAAGCUACUUACAAAGUUUUGUACGAUACCUUGUGUCACAAAUUGGUGGAAUGUAAACGUCUAGCAGAGCAGUAUUGUUGCGAUGAGAUUGUAGGAAAUGACUCUCCUUAG